GGUGAUAGUACGUGUUGACUGGGCUUAAACAACAAUUCAAUAUAGGUCAUACGCCAUGGCGGGGGACACUCUGGAAUCGUCUACCCCGAACAUUGAGCAGCAUAACAGCUCCCAAGAGGCCUCCCAACAAAACAAGCCCAAGCAUGAAUUCCCCAAGUCACAGGUCGGAAAGCUAUGGGAUGCUUUUGGGAAUCCCGAAGAGUCUGCGAACGUGCUAGCAACGGGGGCUGGACCCUCUGGGAGGGGCUCGAAGGACGCUACGGUCACGGAAGCUAUGAAGUCAAUGUCCCUUAAAGAUGUCACAUCAUUCUACAAAGCACCAUGCGCACGAGACUCCCUACUGCUGGGUAUUGGAGCAGGGUUCGGAAUUGGUGGCAUCAGAGGUGUAUUAGGAGGAUUGCGCUCAUUAUGGACUGCUUCCAAUUGGGCUGUUGGCGCAUUUGCCCUCACCUCUCUCGCAGCGCACGAGUUCUGCCAGCGGCGUCGAGUACAAGAGUUGGACGGUAUGAAACAAGCUGUGGAGUUGAUGAAAGAGCUGAAGAUCAAGAAACAGCGAGAGAAGGAAGAGAAGGCUGCGGAGGUCGCGCGUUUGGCAGAGGAAGAGAAGAAAAAGAAGAGCUGGACGAACCUUUCGAACUAUAAGUUCUGGUAGUCCUUUCGCGCAUUUCCCGGAGUCAUGGAGUUUGCUGGGAUCGCUUUGUAAAUUUCGAGUGGGAUGUACAGUACAUAUUUCUAUCUCAUCAGGCUCCAGCCUGCCAAGGAAGAAUAGUUUCAUGAUCGCAUAUCAAUAUCCAAACCAACGCCAGCUCAUUCAUAUCCCAUGCUCCAUUGCAUCAAAAGUUGCGCCAAUCCAAGAAGAAAGAAAGAAAGAAAGAAAACUUGGGGGACCAAGGGCAAGUAAAA
Molecule: messenger RNA, 903 nt
Organism: Aspergillus pseudonomiae
Lineage: Eukaryota; Fungi; Ascomycota; Eurotiomycetes; Eurotiales; Aspergillaceae
Exons: 2
Coding region: 56-652 (198 amino acids)
Biological process (GO): mitochondrial respiratory chain complex IV assembly
Cellular component (GO): mitochondrion; mitochondrial inner membrane
Source: RefSeq, a predicted model, not a curated record